Camelina sativa (false flax) is the source of this 519-nucleotide messenger RNA. Lineage: Eukaryota; Viridiplantae; Streptophyta; Magnoliopsida; Brassicales; Brassicaceae. The record is from RefSeq and is a predicted model, not a curated record.
AUGGAACAACGACAUCAACAGCGCAAAAUCGGUGGUUGUUUAGGUUUAAGUAAUCGAGGUGUAGUGAGUGAGGAUAGGAUCAGUGAGUUGCCUGAAGCUUUGCUUGUGGAUAUAUUGUCUUCACUUCCAACAGAAACCGCCAUAGCCACGAGUGUUUUGUCAAAAAAUUGGAGAUCUCUUUGGAAGUUGUUGCCAAAACUCAAGUUUGAUUCUGAUAAUCAUCCUCGCCAUACAUUUUCAGAGGAUGUUUGCAGAUCUUUGAUAUCACAUAAAGCUCCUGUUUUAGAGAGUUUGCGUUUAGUCACAGAAAAGAAUUGUGAUGCUUCGGAUGUAGGGAUAUGGAUUGGAAUUGCUUUUGCACGCCAUGUGCGAGAAUUGGUACUCAGUUUUGAAUUUCAGAAGGAAGGCUCAGUAAGAUUUCCGAGUGUUUUGUGUACGUAUAAUGACACACUUGAGAUCUUGAAACUCGAGUACAAACAAAGAAGAGUGGUGGAAUCUUCUUUCGCUCAUGCUCGAUAG